AUGGCAGAAUCAGAUCGGGUGACGAUAGAUACUUCAUCGGAAGGCAUCUCAGUGAUUACAAUCAAUCGCCCGCAGAGAAAAAAUGCUGUCGACCCCUUGACCGCGAAGGCGCUCUACGAAGCCAUCCUCGCAUUCGAGGAUGAUACAAAACAAAAGGUGUGUGUAUUGACCGGCGCUGGAGAUACUUUCUGUGCAGGAGCCGAUCUGCACGGCGUUGCGCAGGCAGAUCAUGAUGCAUCCAGUGAGAACCUCCAGCCUGUCGACGGUCGCAAUUUGGGACCUAUGGGUCCAUCCAGGAUGAUUGUGAAAAAGCCGGUUAUCUGUGCUGUCUCCGGAUACGCUGUUGCAGGGGGCUUGGAGUUGAGUCUACUUGCAGACAUGCGCAUAGUCGAAGAGGAUGCCGUCUUCGGUGUCUUCUGCCGGCGUUGGGGGGUACCUUUGAUUGAUGGAGGAACUGUUCGUCUACAAGCUAUCGUCGGGCUUGGUCGUGCUAUGGACAUGAUAUUAACCGGUCGCCCUGUAGGAGCUCAGCAAGCACUAGCUAUGGGGCUGGCCAACCGGGUGGUUCCUAAAGGGGAUUCUUUGAAGGAGGCCAUUGCGGUAGCGAAAGAGCUCAUCGCUUUUCCAGAGCUUUGCCUCAAUACAGACCGCCAGUCUUGCUAUUACAGUGCUUACGAGGCUUCCUCUUUCCAAGAUGCUAUGUCUCAAGAAUUCAAUGCUGGAAAGAAAGUGAUUUCAAAGGAAGGCAUUGCAGGAGCUGCUAAGUUCAGCAAAGGCUCAGGAAGGCAUGGCAACUUCAAAGAUCACAGCAAGCUGUGA
Penicillium soppii is the source of this 819-nucleotide messenger RNA. RefSeq names its product enoyl-CoA hydratase/isomerase family protein. The record is from RefSeq and is a predicted model, not a curated record. The coding region runs from base 1 to 819 and encodes 272 amino acids. NCBI's taxonomy places the organism in Eukaryota, Fungi, Ascomycota, Eurotiomycetes, Eurotiales, Aspergillaceae. The transcript has a single exon.